UCUCCUUUUGAGCCUGGAAACGACAAGAAUCUGGAAGCUCCUCUGCUAUAAAAAGAGCAGGUAGCAAGAGAAAAGGACUUUUGUAGUUGUAGGAAAAGCUCAUGCUCAUAAAUAUAUAGCUGAGGCCAGCAGUGUUUAGGCUUUUUUCUUUCUUUACACACUCGAUCGGAAUUAAUUGUUGCAGAAAGCUAGAGAGAUGGGGAGAGAGUCAUGGGCUUCAGGUAUGGAAGAAGUGACGACGAACAACGACAUGAACAUGAACAUGAAGCCUGCAUGGCUGGAAGGGCUGAUGGCUGAGACAUUCUUUGGCGCCUGUGGGGUCCACGAUAAUCGCAGGAAGAACGAGAAGAACGUCUUUUGCUUGCGCUGUUGUCUUAGUAUUUGCCCCCACUGCCUCUCUUCUCACCGCUCUCACCCUCUUCUCCAGGUGAGACGAUAUGUUUACCACGACGUCGUUCGAUUGGGUGAUCUCGAGAAGCUCAUUGACUGCUCAUCUAUUCAGCCGUAUACCAUAAACAGUGCCAAGGUUAUAUUCUUGAAUCAGAGGCCACAGUCUAGGUCUUCCAAGGGCUCUGCCAACAUAUGCUUUACUUGUGACAGGAUUCUCCAGGAGCCAUUCAACUUCUGUUCACUCUCAUGCAAGGUUAACCAUAUGGUGUACCGGGGAGAAUAUCUAUCUGGCAUUUUGUAUCGGUAUGAUGAAUCCGAUUUUGCAAUUUCGGAAUUUGAGGGAUUACGCAUGGAUGGGUCGGAGAUCAUUGAUGAUGAUGGCAUCCUAGAAGAUCAUCCAUCUCAAUACAUAGGUUCAUCGUGCUCCAAUGAGGAGGCAACGAGCAAUUCGGUAAUUCCACGUGAGCAACCGGAGGUGGUGAAGAAGAAGAAGAAAGGUGGCUUCCUCCCCGGGAUUGUUCUCUCUCUCAGCAGCAGGAGAAAGGGAGCUCCUCAGAGGGCUCCUCUUUCUUAAACUUUGGAAAUUGAAGAGAUAGGGAAUUAAAAUUUAAUUAUAAAUUAGUACGUACUAAAUGUAAUAAUUAUAGAUUAUUAAUUAAUUAGGUCAAAUUAACGCUGGUCGUCGAUCGUGGUUGAUAUUUAUCCUAUGCUAGUGUUUGUUUGUAUUGAGUUUGAGUGUCCUUAAUUUGCCACCGGAAUUAAUGUGCAUGGGGCAAUUCCGUUACUCACCUUAGGUGGUUGAAGAUGGACUGAAUCUCAAGGCUAGCCUCUUCAGUCUUCACUCCCACCAAUUUUGUAUCCGGCCAUGUAAUGGAUUUUGCCACUGUAUAUGCUAUUUAUCUGACAUAAAACCUUUUGUCUUAUAUAUAUAUAUUAUUUUCUCCUUU
Molecule: messenger RNA, 1337 nt
Organism: Alnus glutinosa
Lineage: Eukaryota; Viridiplantae; Streptophyta; Magnoliopsida; Fagales; Betulaceae
Product: protein RGF1 INDUCIBLE TRANSCRIPTION FACTOR 1
Exons: 4
Coding region: 197-964 (255 amino acids)
Molecular function (GO): zinc ion binding
Source: RefSeq, a predicted model, not a curated record